AUGGACGCAAUCCGUGCAAAAGCAAAGUUUGAUUCACUGAAGUCUGAAUACAACAUGAAAUUUGAGGUUAAAGAUGAGCAAAUUGAAGUAGCUUUGACAGUUGUAAAUGGACGAAAUGUUUUAGGACUUCUCCCAACAGGCUAUGGUAAAACACUUUGCAUCGUUCUUCCAACUAUUUUAUCUGAUGAGUCUAUGAUCACGCUAGUGGUGUCACCGCUCACAUGUUUAAUAGAUGACCAAAUAUCCAGUCUUCGAGGCUUCAACCUUACAUGUACAAAAAUUGGCUCUGAUAUGGACAAGGAUGAUAUUUUAGGUAUUAAAGAAGGAAAAUUCUCUUUUGUGUUUUCCUCUCCAGAAUCAGCAUUGAUGCCGCAAUGGAGAAGUGUUUUUAUGACAGAUGUGUGGCAAAAAAAACUUAAAUUAAUUGCAAUUGAUGAAGCACAUUGUGUGUCUGAAUGGGGGGAGAGUUUUAGAAAAGAAUACCAAAGACUUUUUGAGCUUAGAAGUUUUUUUGAUGUUCCUGUAAUGGCCUUGACUGCAACAUCCACAAAGGAAGUAAAAGCCGAUAUUUUUAAGUAUUUACAGUUAUCUGAUGAGUGUACAGACAUCGUGUUCAAGAGUCCCGACAGAGCUAACAUUUACAUACAAUUCUAUAAAAGAGUAACAUCUGAUUAUGAUGAAAGUCUCAAAUGGCUGAUUGAUCAUCUACGCCUUCGUGGUAUUGCAUCAAAAAAAGUAAUUGUGUAUUGCAGAUCAAUCGAUAGAGUAUCGGAAAUAUUUUGCACACUAAAGGACUGUCUUGGAGUAAAGGCAUACAUUGAUGGCAUCAAGGACCCAAAUAAUAUAUUAGUUGAAAUGUUCCAUAAAAGUACACACCAAGAUUCGAAAGAUAGAAUUUUAAAAGAAUUCAAACUGAAAGAAAGUAGGAUCCGUUGUGUGAUUGCUACAGUUGCUUUGGGUAUGGGUCUCGACAUACGGGACGUAGACUUAGUAGUACAUAUUGGAUGUCCUAAAUCUGUACUCUCUUACUGGCAAGAGGCAGGUCGUUGUGCGAGAGAUGGCCGACAAGGGUUAAGUCUCAUCAUUUAUGACAUGUUCACUGUGUCUUUGAAAAAUACGGCUAAAGAUAUUGCGAAAGUCGUACAAAACAAAGAUAACACGUGUAUCCGUACGCAAGUACUAUCACUUCUUUCAGACCAGAAAACAGGUGCAAGUAUGUCGGAAGGUGAUACAUGCAGUGGAUGCGACUUGGAACAUUGUGAUUGUUCUUUUUGUAGAUGUUGUUCAGUGUGCAUUGAAAAGUGUCCAUGCCAAAAGAGAUGCCUUUUCAAUGUGCAGACUUUCCUUAAACAAGAACGUCACUGUGAAGAUGACAAAUAA
Mytilus trossulus (common blue mussel) is the source of this 1380-nucleotide messenger RNA. RefSeq names its product ATP-dependent helicase wrn-1-like. The transcript is spliced from 2 exons. Gene Ontology annotation, cellular component: cytoplasm; nucleus; chromosome. The record is from RefSeq and is a predicted model, not a curated record. Bases 1 to 1380 code for a protein of 459 amino acids. Gene Ontology annotation, molecular function: nucleic acid binding; 3'-5' DNA helicase activity; ATP binding. NCBI's taxonomy places the organism in Eukaryota, Metazoa, Mollusca, Bivalvia, Mytilida, Mytilidae. Gene Ontology annotation, biological process: double-strand break repair via homologous recombination.